AUGAAAGACCCGAGUCGCAGCAGUACCAGCCCAAGCAUCAUCAGUGAAGAUGUGAUUAUAAAUGGUCAUUCUCAUGAAGAUGACAAUCCCUUUGCGGAGUACAUGUGGAUGGAGAACGAAGAGGAAUUCAACAGGCAGAUCGAAGAGGAGUUGUGGGAAGAAGAAUUUAUUGAGCGCUGUUUCCAGGAGAUGCUGGAAGAAGAGGAGGAGCACGAAUGGUUUAUUCCAGCCCGUGAUCUCCCACAAACAAUGGAUCAAAUCCAGGACCAGUUCAAUGACCUUGUUAUCAGUGACAGCUCAUCACUGGAGGAUCUGGUG
Molecule: messenger RNA, 318 nt
Organism: Leptosomus discolor (cuckoo roller)
Lineage: Eukaryota; Metazoa; Chordata; Aves; Leptosomiformes; Leptosomidae
Source: RefSeq, a predicted model, not a curated record